This is a messenger RNA of Epithele typhae, 1224 nucleotides long. RefSeq lists its product as uncharacterized. The record is from RefSeq and is a predicted model, not a curated record. NCBI's taxonomy places the organism in Eukaryota, Fungi, Basidiomycota, Agaricomycetes, Polyporales, Epitheliaceae. The transcript has 6 exons. Bases 1 to 1224 code for a protein of 407 amino acids.
AUGGCCACCCUACAAAAAGACUUCUGUCCAAACGUCCUCUACGGGCCAGGCUGCCAAGACAGCUCCUGCGAGCUGGAACACGACGCCCGCUUGUGCGAAGUAUGCGUCGCAGUAUGCUCCCCCGAGUCCAGGUGGGCGGUCCAUGAGAGGGGACCCCGCCACCAGGCAAACGUCGAGCAAACAUCCCAACUGGAAACACUCCCCGCUUCUCUCAAACGCGACUCGUGGCGGGAGCACCUCGGGUCCGACGGCCAUCGAAAACAUCUGCGACUCGCUGCCCUCCGCGCGGCCUACGAACAAGCUGAACAAGACAAGCAAGGCAUCGUCGUCUCCCACGCCGACGCGUCCGGGAUUGACUUCGGGCUCGUCCCCUUGGACCAGGCGACUGCCGGGGUCGACGCCUCCGUCGACGUCUCCACGGAGGUGUACAAGGAGAUCUCCCUCGUCGGGACUGAGGUGAAGUCCCGCAUUCCCAACCAUGCCGCUAUGUUCAAAGUGAUCGCGGACGACGAAUCCUCCGUCGCCGUGACGCCGGCGCGUCCACUGAAGUUCAAGGUCCACUUCAACCACGGGCAACUAGGGCGGUACGAAGCGCGCCUCGAGUUCACGUUCCAGGGGACUCGCGGCCAACCUUUCGUGAUCGCCCGCCGGCUGCUCGUUGUCGUCGGGGAGGCGGACGAGCGCGCCCUCCUCCGGCCUGUCGCACCGUACGAACGGCGGCGGCGAGGGAAGUGGGUCAACGACCUCGAGGUCAGGUCCGGGGAGGCCCCCAAUCGUCCGCGCACCAAGUGGGCGCGGGAGCUCCCGCACUUCCCAAUCCCGUCGCAGUUAGUGGACGUUCUCAAGGACGGCACGCGCGAGGAUGCAACUGCGCAGCUGGCCGAGAAAUGCUUCAAUGAAGACCUUUCGAUGGACAACUAUGUCUUUUUCUUCCAGACACUGUUGUGGAUCGAGGAGGACCGUACAAUCAAUGAUCUCCGAAUGUAUGAUAUGGUGGACGUUGACUUCAACGUGAAGGAAGGCCGACUAUAUGCUUUGCAUGUGCAUGGCCUGUCUGAAAAACGACCCAGUGUCGUAGUUGGCGAUAACAUCAUGGUGCAAUCAACGGGCGGAAAUGAGUCCUUCAAAGGACUCGUACAUGGUAUCAGAGCUGAGCAGAUUUACGUCAACUUCCACGAGUCGUUUCAGCCGCUCGGAAAACGCUUCCAUGUCGAUUUCAGCUGA